This is a messenger RNA of Coffea arabica (coffee), 2151 nucleotides long. RefSeq names its product putative late blight resistance protein homolog R1A-10. Gene Ontology annotation, biological process: defense response to other organism. NCBI's taxonomy places the organism in Eukaryota, Viridiplantae, Streptophyta, Magnoliopsida, Gentianales, Rubiaceae. Gene Ontology annotation, molecular function: ADP binding. The record is from RefSeq and is a predicted model, not a curated record.
AUGGUUUCAUCACCAGCUAAAAUUCCCAAGAUUGAUGAAGUUGUAAUUGAUCUUACUGAUGAAAAAAAGCUGGUCAUUGAUAGACUUAUAUCUGGGUCAGGAAAACUAGAUGUUGUCGCAGUUGUUGGCAUGGCUGGACUCGGCAAGACAACUUUAGUCAGGAGGGUAUACAACGAUCCUUUAGUUACAUAUCACUUCCACAUUCAAGCAUGGUGUUGUGUCUCCCAAGCAUAUCAGAAAAGAGAAUUGCUUCUUCAGAUUUUAAGUGACAUCGUGGAACUUACUGAUGAUGUCCUCGAAAUGAGUGAUGAAGAAUUAAAGCUCAAGUUGUACCGAUGCCUGAGGAGAAAUAGGUACCUCAUUGUUAUGGACGAUAUCUGGAGCAUUGAGGCAUUGUAUGAUUUUAAAAGAUCAUUUCCAAAUGACGACAAUGGAAGCAGAAUACUGAUCACGAGCCGUCACUUUCAUGUGGCUGCAGAAGAUGAAGUAGAUGGUACUCCUCAUUCUCUUCGGCGACUCUCUGAUGAUGAAAGUAGGAAGCUAUUACAGAAGAAGUUGUUCGACACAAAAGAGUGCCCCAAUGAACUGAUGGAAGUUGGAGAGCAAAUUGCUGCAAGCUGUAAAGGACUCCCUCUUGCAGUUAUUGCAAUAGCUGGUCUCCUUGGAAGGACGGACAUGAUACUCGAUAGGUGGAAAGAAGUUUUAGAAAGUAUAUGCUCACAGACUACCGAUGAUCCUGAAAUGAGGUGCAUGGAGAUCUUAGACAUAUGCUACAGGUAUUUACCCAACUAUUUGAAACCUUGCUUUCUUUAUACUGCAGUAAUUUUGGAGGAUAAAGACAUUCCAGUUAAGAAGUUGGCAUGGUUAUGGAGAGCAGAAGGAUUUUUAACAGAUACAGGAGCAGAAAGCAUAGAAGAUAUUGCAGAGGGGUACUUGAGGGAUCUGAUUGGAAGAAGCCUCCUCCAAAAUGGGUAUGACGAACUUUUUUAUUCUUCUCACGAGGAUAUAGACUAUGGUGUUGAUCCCAAUUACAUUUAUCCCAAAAACUCUAUCAAAUACCAAAAACGUCGGUUAUGUAUCUGCUCCAAGAGAAAUCAUUUUAUCAUGUCAAGACCUUCUGGGCCAUAUGUGCGCUCUCUGCUGUACUCUGCCACCAAUGAUUUGUAUCCAAGAUGUCCCUAUGACAUCUCCUUCAUUUUUGACAACUUUAAACUUCUCAGAGUGCUGGAUUUGGAAUGCAUCAAUAUGGGGGAUUCUUUCCCCACUGGAGUACUAGUGUUGGUUGGUCUGAGAUUUUUAGCUCUUUGUGGUGAUAUAGAUAGUAUUCCAGCAUCAAUAACAUUUCUCCAGAAUCUUGAAACCUUGCUUGUGAAGGGGUUGAAAGGUAAUGUAUCACUACCUUAUGCUAUGUGGAGCAUGGAAAACUUGAGGCAUGUCCAUGUAAAAAAUUAUGCUGUCAUCACCUUGCAAGAUGGUGAAAGCAUAGUUUUCCCAGAUGUACUUAAUCUGGUUAGUCUUUCAUCUCCAUAUCUCCUUUGUAGUAAAGGUAUAGAGGAUAUCAUGAGGAGGUUGCUCAAACUUCGGAAACUGAAAUGUCGAUUUUCUGAAUUACGGGAUGAUACUGGGAAGUCCAAUCAAUUUCCAGUGCUGAAUUUUCUCACUGAGCUUGAGUCCCUCAAUAUGCUCUACUCAGGCAGGGUUGCUAGUCCUUGUAAGUUUGACUUCCCAUCGAAUCUUAGGAAGUUAACUCUAUCAAAGUUUCGACUGCCAUGGGAUUGUAUUUCGGACAUUGGGAGAUUACCUAACCUUGAGAUUCUAAAAUUACAGUAUAAAGCCUUUGAGGGGAAAGUGUGGGAAAUGAAAGAAGGCGAGUUCCUUAAACUGAAAUUUUUGAAGCUCGACAGCCUAAACAUUGCUGAAUGGAAUGCCUCCAGUGAUCACCUGCCACAACUUCAACACCUAAUUUUGAAAAGUUGCAAGCAGCUCAAGGAGGUCCCCUCUGGUUUUGGUGGAAGUUCUACUCUGGAGAUGAUUGAGGUCCUAUUGUGCACAGGCUCUCUUGAGGAGUCUGUGAGACGGCUCCAGGAGGAACAACCUGACAUGCGGAAUAAGCUGACGGUCCUUGUUGAUUGUUCAGACUUGGACUUUUGA